Dovyalis caffra is the source of this 648-nucleotide messenger RNA. The record is from the annotation of a GenBank genome assembly. Lineage: Eukaryota; Viridiplantae; Streptophyta; Magnoliopsida; Malpighiales; Salicaceae.
AUGAACAAAAUAAUCGACUUACAUAUUACAGAAACUCAAGACCUUUGGGAGUUUUUUGAACCUACUGAUCACCAAGAAGGUGAAGUUGACUCCAAGGCAUUGAGGAAGCAGAAUGCUGCAGCUUUACAUGCAAUUCAAAUUUCUUGUGCACCACGCAUACUUUCCAAGAUUAGGCACAUCACUUCAGCCAAAUUUGCCUGGGAUACUCCAACCAAUUUGCAAAAGCAACAUGCAGCGAGCCACAAAGAGCAAUCUGUUGAAGAAGCCAAUUCCACUAGAGAAUUAUUCUAUGCUGCAAUUCCACUAGAGAAGAUAUGUCCUGGAGUGUUAUCUUGUGUAGAUAUUAUUGCCGUGGCAGCAAGAGAUGCAUUUGCAUAUGUGAAAAAAUGGAAAAUAUCAGUGGGUAGUCCAUCUUGGGAAGUUAAGCUUGGAAAUACAGAUAAGUCGAACUUUAGCCAACUCAGAACUACCUGCUCUCGGCUUCGAAAAGAAAGGACUUGCUGUAGGGGACAUGGUCGCUUAUGUUCUCAUACUCUAGGACAAGCUCAAUGCUUUACAUUCCGUGAAAGGAUAUACAAUCACAGCAACAUUGAUGCUGGAUUUGCUAGCACUCGCAAGAGGCGUUGUUGUCCAAGUGUCGGUACGUAG